AUGUAUGAGAGACUUGUGCUGGUGCUUUGCGAGUGCAAAGAGAAAUUGACUGAUGCAGAUGUCCCAAGUGAAGUUUUGAGCUCAGAUGGACAAACUGCAUGGAAAAUAUUCACUGUGGCUCAGAGCUCAGACCCUGAGUUGGACUUUAACCGUAAACUGCAUGCUCUUCUACAAGCAGAAGGAAAGUCCACAGAGGAUGUGCAGGCCUUGCUGACCCCGCACAUACCUCCCUCUACAGAAGCCAUCCUUCGUGCUGUGGGCGAUCUGUUUGAUAAGACUGUCAAGCCCUCAGCAGAAAGUGGAGGAUACCGCCGCCUGCGGAUCUUUUCCGGUAUUGUGCCUACACCAGCAGGAGAGGAACAAUUCGACCACUGGUUAGAGCAAGCUUACCUGAUGGUUGAAGAGAGUGAGGGUUCUGCUAAAGACAAGAGGAGAAAGAUAAUGGAGAGUUUAAAGGGGCCAGCUCUGGAAGUGAUAAAAGCAGUGCGUCUCUCCAAUCCUGACAUUGCCCCUGACAAGUGCCUGGAGGCUCUGGAAAACGCCUUUGGAUUAGCAGAGUCUGGAGACGAUUUGUAUUUCACAUUCAGAAUGCAGCAGCAGCAACCUGGUGAGAAGCUAUCUGAUUUCCUCAGGAGAUUAGAACGUUGCCUGUCCAAAGUGGUACAAAGAGGUGGUCUCACUCCCCUAGCCAUGGAUGGUGCACGGCUUGAGCAGCUUCUGAGGGGUGCAGUUAAUGCUGAUCUGAUGUUAAUCCAACUGCGACUGAGGGAGAGAAGAGCUAAUCCCCCAACUUUCCUUGAGCUCCUGAAAGAAAUUCGUUCAGAAGAAGAAUAUGAAUCUUCUCUAGCAAAGCUGAACCAUUCAGUGUAUACAGUUCACACCAAGCUUCAAGAAGAAAACAAACACUCAGAGAUACAGAGUUUGAGAGCUGAAAUUAAAGAAGUGAAAUCAAUGUUUGCUGCGCUCUCUACACGGGACAAAGAGACACAAAAUGAGAACUUUCAAACUAAAGUGAGAAAUGUCCCAGAGACUAAUGCUGAUCCAGAAGUGAUAGCUCUGAGGAAACAACUGAAACAGUUACAACAAAAGGUGAACUCCAGAUUACCUCAAUCGUCUACACCUUCUCCCACAGUGAUGACUGUAAACACUCAAAACAGACAAGGGGCUGAGACAGAAGAGCGUUUCUGCUAUCGCUGUGGCGAAAAUGGACACAUGGCAGGGAAGUGCAAAAACCCUGAGAACCAAAGCAAAGUGAUCCAAAGACUCAUUCAAGCUCUCAAAAAGGCUAAGACCCAUAGCACUCAACCUACUACUGAUGUCCCCUCACCCAAAACUGACUGCACUGUGAGGAGGAGUGUAGUAGAUCAGCUUGCCCCAACAGGCAUACCAGAGGGUCUAAUAGGGCCACCAUCUUUGGAGCCUCUGAAAGUUAAUGGACAUUUGUGUGAUGCAUUACUCGACAGUGGCUCAAGAGUUAGCAUCAUCUUUGAAUCCUGGUACAGGAGACAUCUUGCUGAUACUCCUAUUCGCCCAGUAAGUGACCUUAACAUUUGGGGUUUAAGUGACUCUGAUUACCCUUAUCUUGGCUACGUGGCAGUGGACCUAGAGUUUCCCAAAAAGGUAGCGGGUACCCCAACAGCCCUGUCAGCCCUGGCUCUCAUUUGCCCUGAUCCACCUGGUCCUGAUCAGACACCUGUGAUCCUCGGGACAAAUACCAAGGCUAACCUAUCCAAGCGGCUAGCCCAGCUGCGUGACGAUAGAGUUGAAGGCACUGUAGCCCACGCCUUUGGCAUACAGAACACUUUCCCAGAAACAGUGAAAGAAAAAGCCAUUGACUUGUCAAAUGAAGAGGAUGACAAAAUAGGUUGUGUAAAGUUGGAGGGUCGAAGCUCACUUGUCCUACCUGCAGGUGGCAGCAUUAAAGUAGUCUGCAAAGUGGUGCUUGGAAAGUCCCUGCCAGAUGACAUCUUGAUAGUAGAGGCCUCCAGUACAGCUACUCUCCCAUCAGGCGUCAAGCUCCAACCUAUGGCAAUACCCAGUAAUGCUGUGGACAUUAACCGGCUGACAGUUGUGGUUCAUAAUGAGUCGCAGAAAGAAGUGACCAUUCCUGCCGGUGCUGUCCUGGGUCACCUGUGUGUAGCUGAUGUGGUUACCACAGUGCCAAAACAAAAGCCAGAGACUGAGGAUGCUUUUGAUGUCAGAAUGAUCGACUUUGGUGAGUCACCUGUCCCCGAAACAUGGAAAGCAAGGCUCAGACAAAAACUGUCUGAAAGAGCAGAUGUAUUCUCUCUUCAUGAACUAGAUGUGGGACUCGCCAAAGAAGUGGAGCACACGAUCCGCUUAUCUGAUUCACGACCCUUUCGUGAACGCUCCAGACGCAUCGCCCCUGCGGAUAUUGACGACGUGAGGCGUCAUAUUCAAAAGCUACUAGCUGCAGGCAUCAUUAAAGAGUCCAGAAGUCCAUAUGCAUCGCCCAUAGUGGUUGUGAGGAAAAAGAAUGGGGAUGUAAGGAUGUGCAUUGACUACCGCACACUAAACAGCCGCACUGUACCAGAUCAAUACACUACCCCACGCAUCGAUGAGGCUCUUGACUGCCUGUCGGGUAGUAAAUGGUUCUCAGUGAUCGACUUAAGAAGUGGUUACUAUCAAAUAGCCAUGAAAGAAGAGGACAAAGAAAAGACUGCCUUUAUCUGCCCUCUCGGGUUCUACCAAUUUGAGAGGAUGCCUCAAGGCAUAACUGGAGCUCCUGCAACCUUCCAGCGCCUCAUGGAGAAAGCAGUUGGAGACAUGAACAUGCUCCAAGUAAUAGUCUAUCUGGAUGAUCUGAUCAUAUUCGGAAAGACCCUGGCAGAACAUGAAGAGAGACUCUUAAAGGUGCUGGACAGACUCAGAGAAGUAGGGCUCAAGAUUUCACUUGACAAAUGUCAGUUUUGCCAAACAAAGGUCAAGUAUGUGGGUCAUAUUGUGACUGCUGAGGGUGUUGCUGCUGACCCUGCAAAAAUCGAAGCUGUGACCACUUGGCCCCAACCUUACAAUCUCAAGACCCUACGAUCCUUUUUGGGUUUUUGUGGUUAUUAUAGACGAUUUAUCCACAACUACUCCUCCAUCGUCCGCCCUUUGACUGACCUCACUAAAGGUUAUGGCCCCCCUCAGCGUAGCAAAAAGCCAGUAAAAGGGAAGAGAGAUGUUUAUUUGGAUGAGAAGGAGCUGUUUGGAGACAGGUGGGACGAGUCAUGCACUGAAGCCUUUGAAAAAAAUCAAACAGUGUUUGACAAACGCCCCUGUGCUCGCCUUUGCAGAUCCUGAUAAGCCCUACACACUGCAUGUCGAUGCUAGCCUUACGGGACUGGGAGCUGUGCUUUAUCAGGCAUACCCAAAAGGCUUGCGACCAGUGGCGU
Thunnus maccoyii (southern bluefin tuna) is the source of this 3398-nucleotide messenger RNA. RefSeq lists its product as uncharacterized. The transcript is spliced from 2 exons. The record is from RefSeq and is a predicted model, not a curated record. The coding region runs from base 1 to 3306 and encodes 1101 amino acids. Gene Ontology annotation, molecular function: nucleic acid binding; zinc ion binding. Lineage: Eukaryota; Metazoa; Chordata; Actinopteri; Scombriformes; Scombridae.